UCUUAUCUUAUGAAUGGCGUCCGCGCUGAAAGCCUUCACGCCUUCGUCGGGCUUCACGCUUUCGCAUUCGAAGAAGGCCUCGGCGGUGUCGCCCGAACCGCUUUCGUUCUUGGAACUCUGCUCGAGCUCCAGAGAGCUCCGCCAAAUCCUCCCCCAGAUCAUCAAGCACGAGCUUUACUACGAGCCCUUCGUCCAGGCCAAGCUCAUUGCCCUCUUCUCCCGCUUCGCCGCACUCCGUGAAGCCUCCCUGGUGUUCGACUCCGUCGUUGCAAAGACCGACGAGCUCUACCACUCCAUUCUCAAAGGCCAUGCCCACCACUCCUCCCUCGAUGCCGCGCUUUCUUUCUUCAUCUCAAUGAAGCACGCCCGUGUCCGCCCCGUCGUCUACAAUCUCACCUAUCUCCUCAAGUCUUGCGGUGACAACUCCGACUUGCAGCGAGGGAGAGAGAUCCACUCGCAGCUCGUCACUAAUGGCUUCAGUUCCAACAUCUUCGCCAUGACCGCUGUGGUGAAUAUGUAUGCAAAGUGUAGGCAAAUUGAUGAUGCCCGGAAGAUGUUUGAUAGAAUGCCUGAAAGAGACUUGGUUGCUUGGAAUGCAAUUGUUGCUGGAUAUGCGCAGAAUGGUUUAGCAGAGAAUGCUUUUGAGAUGGUCUUGAGAUUGCAAGAAGAUGGGAAAAAACCAGAUUCUAUCACUCUUGUUUCGAUCCUGCCAGCCUGUGCCGCUACUGGUUCAUUGAAGAUCGGUUGUUCCAUUCAUGGUUAUGCCCUUCGAGCUUGUUUAGAGUCCCUUGUUAAUGUUUCAACGGCUCUCAUCGAUAUGUACUCCAAGUGCGGUGCACUGAGGGCUGCUAGAUUGGUGUUUGAUAGAAUGCGAGUGAGGAAUGUUGUGUCAUGGAACUCGAUGAUUGAUGGAUAUGCGCAAAGAGGGAAUGCUGCGGAGGCGAUGAUGUUGUUCAGGAAGAUGCUGGUCGAAGGCGUUCAGCCAACGGAGGUCACGGCAAUGGCUGUACUGCAUGCUUGCGGCGAACUAGGAAAUGCUGAUGACGGGAAGUCAGUUCAUGAGCUGUUAUCGAGGAUUGGACUGUGCUUUGAUUAUUCAGUCAUGAAUUGUUUGAUCACAAUGUACUGCAAGUGCAAGAGACUGGACAUAGGUGCUGAGAUCUUUGAGUCGUUGCCAGAAAAGACUCUUGUUUCUUGGAAUGCUAUGAUUUCCGGCUACACGCAGAAUGGGAAAGCAGAAGAUGCUCUCCGUCUCUUCUGCAGGAUGUGCAGCAGCAAGAAUGUUCAGCCAGAUUCGUUCACUUUGGUCAGUGUGAUUCCUGCACUCGCUGAUGUAUCAAUGCUUCGCCAAGCGAAAUGGAUGCAUGGACAUGCUAUAAGGUUGUGCCUGGAUCAAAACAUAUUCGUCAUGACUGCACUUGUAGAUAUGUAUUCCAAAUGUGGGGGAUUAAGCAUAGCUCGAAAGCUCUUUGAUAGCAUGGAUGAGAGGCAUGUGACUACAUGGAAUGCGAUGAUAGAUGGGUAUGGAAGCCAUGGAUUUGGAAGAGAUGCUACUGAGCUCUUCGAAGAGAUGAGAAAGGGACUGGUAAAGCCGAAUGAUGUAACAUUCCUGUGUGUUCUUUCAGCUUGCAGCCAUUCAGGUUUGGUUGAUGAGGGAAAGAGAUAUUUUGAGAGCAUGAAACUAGAUUACGGAUUGGAGCCUGCAGUUGAUCACUAUGGGACUAUGGUCGAUCUCCUCGGUCGUGCUGGGAGGAUGAAUGAGGCUUGGAAGUUCAUUGAGAAGAUGCCGAUUAAACCGAGCAUUAGUGUUUAUGGUGCGAUGCUUGGCGCCUGCAAGAUUCACAAGAAUGUAGAGUUAGGAGAAAAGGCAGCGCAGAGAUUGUUUGAGCUUGAGCCUGAAGAAGGUGGUUACCAUGUUUUACUGUCAAACAUCUACGCAACAAACUCCAUGUGGAAAGAAGUUGCCAGAGUGAGAAGAAUGAUGGAGAAGAAAGGCCUGCAAAAGACUCCUGGUUGUAGUUUCAUAGAAUUAAGGAAUGAGGUACAUACCUUCUACUCUGGGUCUACCAAUCACCCACAAGCGGAGAAGAUAUAUGCAAGACUUGAUAAACUUUUCGAUGAGAUUAAAGCAAUCGGAUAUGUUCCCGACACCGAAUCAAUACAUGAUGUUGAAGAUGAUGUGAAAGUGCAGCUGCUCAAUAGCCACAGCGAGAAACUGGCCAUUGCAUUUGGUCUAAUAAACACAAAAGCUGGUGCCACAAUACAAAUCAGGAAAAAUCUUCGUGUUUGUACUGAUUGCCAUAAUGCAACCAAGUUCAUUUCUCGGUUAACAGGGCGGGAGAUCAUCGUCAGGGAUAUGCAGCGGUUCCAUCAUUUUAAGGACGGUGUAUGUUCAUGCAGAGAUUAUUGGUAGCAAUGGAUGUUGAUUCAUUCAAAACAAGAAUUACAGCCCACGACAUAGACUGAAAAACCCGGUGGCUUUACAUUAAACAUGCAUAAAUUCUCUAGAAACUCUUGCCCAGGUUAUAUCUUUAAAUGUCAAGAA
Dioscorea cayenensis subsp. rotundata (Guinea yam) is the source of this 2545-nucleotide messenger RNA. RefSeq names its product pentatricopeptide repeat-containing protein At1g11290, chloroplastic. NCBI's taxonomy places the organism in Eukaryota, Viridiplantae, Streptophyta, Magnoliopsida, Dioscoreales, Dioscoreaceae. The record is from RefSeq and is a predicted model, not a curated record. Gene Ontology annotation, biological process: RNA modification. Bases 14 to 2413 code for a protein of 799 amino acids. Gene Ontology annotation, molecular function: RNA binding; protein binding; zinc ion binding. The transcript has a single exon.